Molecule: messenger RNA, 1092 nt
Organism: Saxophila tyrrhenica
Lineage: Eukaryota; Fungi; Ascomycota; Dothideomycetes; Mycosphaerellales; Extremaceae
Exons: 3
Coding region: 1-1092 (363 amino acids)
Biological process (GO): D-sorbitol catabolic process
Molecular function (GO): L-iditol 2-dehydrogenase (NAD+) activity; zinc ion binding
Source: RefSeq, a predicted model, not a curated record
AUGUCUUCUGUAACAGAAGUCCUCACCCGCAAGCCAACGAACCUCGCCGUCGCCACCAACCCAGCUCACGAGCUUAAGGUUCUCUCGUCAGACGUCCCCGAACCAGGGCCGGAACAGUGCCUUGUCCAUGUCAGAGCUACAGGCAUUUGCGGGAGUGAUGUACAUUUCUGGAAACACGGCAACAUUGGCGACUCAGUCAUCACGAAAGACUGCGGGUUAGGACAUGAAAGUGCUGGCGUAGUAGUGAAGACUGGAAGCAAUGUUCAGGGGCUCAAAGUUGGCGACCGCGUCGCCAUCGAAGCAGGCAUCCCCUGCUCCAAACCAACCUGCGACUUCUGCCGCACAGGCCGCUACAAUGGAUGCCCGAACAUGAUCUUCUACUCCUCCCCGCCAGUCGACGGCACACUCCGACGCUACCACGCUCACAACGAAGCCUGGCUCCAUCGCAUACCGGACAAUAUCUCGUACGAAGAGGGAGCCCUGCUGGAGCCGCUGUCGGUAGCUCUUGCCGGGAUCGAGCGAUCUGGACUUCGUCUCGGAGACCCGCUGGUGAUUUGUGGUGCCGGACCGAUCGGGAUUGUUACGUUGCUUGCCGCGAAUGCGGCGGGAGCCGCUCCGAUUGUCAUUACGGAUUUGGAUGAAAGUCGGCUGAAGGUGGCGAAGUCGCUGGUCCCGAGGGUGAGGACUGUGAAGGUUGAGAUGGAGAAGAGUGCCGAAGACAUUGCAUUGGACAUCAAGACCGCUCUAGGUCAAGAAGCAAAGCUCGUGAUAGAGUGCACUGGCGUCGAGAGCUCCAUUCACUCGGCAGUAUAUGCCACCAGAUUCGGCGGCACAGUUUUCAUCGUCGGUGUCGGCAGCAAAAGCAUGCAGCGGUACCCUUUCAUGCACGCCUCCUUCCGCGAGAUCGACAUCCGCUUCCAGUUCCGGUACAUGGAGACGUAUCCAAGAGCCAUCUCGCUUGUCUCGGAGGGCCUGAUUGAUCUGAAGCCGCUGGUGACGCAUCGCUUCACGCUGGAGCAAGCGCAGGAGGCUUUCGAGGCCGCUUCGACGCCUGCUGCUAAGGCUAUCAAGGUGCAGCUGCUGGAUGAUUGA